AUGAUAGGCCCCCUAACCUGUCUUGCGCUGCUUGCAGCUGUCGCCGCCGCUGCACCUCAGGAACCUGCUUUUCAAAUUCCAGCCGCCCAGCAUCCUCUCUCUCCCGAUACCUUGACUACCCAACCGAAGCCUCGAAAGCUUCACGGCAGGUUUUUGCAGAUCACAGAUACCCAUCCAGACCCCUUCUACAAAAGACACUCCAAUCCCGAGGAAGCUUGCCAUUCCGGACGAGGCCUGACAGGUCAUUAUGGAGCCGAAGUCACCGAUUGCGAUAGUCCAAUAUCACUUGUGAAUGCUACAUUCAAGUGGGUCGAAGAGAAUUUAAAAGAUGAAAUCGACUUCGUCAUAUGGACGGGUGAUUCUGCUCGACAUGACAACGAUGAUCGGUUUCCUCGUACGGACAGACAAGUCAUGGAUUUGAACCGAUUUGUCGUCCACAAGUUCGAAGAAACCUUUGGGAAGCCCGACAAUCUGAACGAUACAGAUCCCACAAAUGAUUUCGUCUGCCCAAUUGUUCCGACAUUCGGAAACAAUGACAUCCUCCCUCACAACAUUUUUCUUCCCGGUCCAAACAAAUGGACUCGUGACUACGAAGCCAUAUGGGACAAAUUUAUUCCUCAAGAACAAAAACACUCAUUUGCAAGAGGUGGAUGGUUCUUCACCGAGGUUAUACCCAACAAAUUGGCAGUCUUCAGCCUCAAUACGCUCUAUUUCUUUGAUUCAAACUCUGGUGUUGAUGGCUGUGACCUCAAGUCCGAGCCAGGAUACGAGCACUUUGAGUGGCUACGCAUACAACUUCAAUUUCUACGAGUGCGUGGUAUGAAGGCCAUUUUGACAGGCCAUGUACCACCAGCCAGGACUGCAAACAAACAGAGUUGGGACGAAAGCUGUCAUCAGAAGUUUACUUUGUGGUUGCACCAGUACAGAGACGUGAUUGUCGCGUCCAUUUUUGGUCACAUGAACAUUGAUCAUUUUAUGUUCCAGGACGUGACUCAACUAAAGUACAAAUUCAAGAUCGAUGGCGUUGAUGAUGUAUUGGAGAGAACUGAUGGCCUCACAAUUCAGUCCAAUAACCAUACCUUUGGAAUUACGAAAAAAGCCCAGUACUUGGAAGAUUUGCGAGCUGCCUUUGGUGAUUUACCCACGCCACCUCGCGGUGCCUCUUACUCGGGAGAAAACAACACCGAAUACGAGAUCGAGAGAAUGAAAAGGAAAAAGCAUAAGAAAAGGCCUAAGAAGCCUGAUUCUUUGGAGAAAUUCUUGAACGCAAUAGGCGGUCCUUGGGGAGAGCGAUACAGCAUGUGUAUAGUCGGCCCUAGUGUGGUACCUAACUAUUUCCCCACGGUACGAGUUUAUCACUACAACAUCUCGGGUAUGGAAGAUGAUAGCCCCGCCUCUAGAGCCAUCGGAAUCCCUGCUCCUCAAUCCUUUUCUUCUUCAGACGAUGAACCGAGGGAAGAAGAAUUCUACACAGCAGAGAUUGAAGAUGAGGAUGAUGAGGUCCACGAUCUUAAGAAGAAGAAGAAGAAGGGCAAGCACCGCAAGCGGCCCCCAUUCCACGUUCCGAAGCCUCCUUCCAAAACAUCACUGCCUGGACCCGGAUAUUCUCCUCAACCACUUUCUCUCAUAUCUUGGAGACAAUAUUAUGCGAAUCUGACAGCAAUCAAUGAUGAAGUCCAUAACGAUGCUGCAGAUAUCGCGAAGCAGCACCACAAACACUUCAAGUUCCACACUGAAUACACUACAGAUAACGAUAGCAAUUACCGACUACAGGACUUAACUGUCCGUUCUUUCUUGGGUCUCGGAGAGAAAAUCUCCAGACCGAGCUUGAAGAGAUCCGAGCUCUUUGACGAAGAAAUCGUCGAUUCCGACGUCAAUGACAAGUCAACAAAUAUUGACUUUGUUGACGAAGCAGAGAUUGAUACGAAUAUUGACGACAGUCUUGGCUUGUUUGGAAAGGGCAAAAAGAAGGGCAAGAGUAAAAAGACCAAGAACCACCUUUGGCAUGUUUUUGUCAAAAGAGCCUAUGUGCAUACGAAGCCGGACGAAGACAUACAGAAACGCUUUGGUGACGAAUGA
Molecule: messenger RNA, 2079 nt
Organism: Exophiala bonariae
Lineage: Eukaryota; Fungi; Ascomycota; Eurotiomycetes; Chaetothyriales; Herpotrichiellaceae
Exons: 2
Coding region: 1-2079 (692 amino acids)
Biological process (GO): polyphosphate catabolic process
Cellular component (GO): fungal-type vacuole; membrane
Molecular function (GO): exopolyphosphatase activity; phosphoric diester hydrolase activity; endopolyphosphatase activity
Source: RefSeq, a predicted model, not a curated record